Molecule: messenger RNA, 540 nt
Organism: Centropristis striata (black sea bass)
Lineage: Eukaryota; Metazoa; Chordata; Actinopteri; Perciformes; Serranidae
Product: histone H4
Exons: 1
Coding region: 188-499 (103 amino acids)
Biological process (GO): nucleosome assembly
Cellular component (GO): nucleosome
Molecular function (GO): structural constituent of chromatin; protein heterodimerization activity; DNA binding
Source: RefSeq, a predicted model, not a curated record
GCUCUAAAACCUUUCCAUCUAAUGUCCAGAUUCACCUUCUAAACUAGAAGAAGCGCUGAGUUUGUCUCCGCCCACCGGAACACAUGAGUCACCUGUUCUCUCUCACGUCCGCAGUUCAGACAUUAAUACCGGCGGUCAGACAGCGUCUCCUCAUUGGUUUGUAACGAGCCAAAGUCAGCAGUAGAAGAUGUCUGGCCGCGGUAAGGGAGGUAAAGGACUCGGUAAAGGAGGCGCUAAGCGGCACCGUAAAGUGCUCCGUGAUAACAUCCAGGGGAUCACCAAGCCCGCUAUCCGCCGUCUGGCUCGCCGCGGCGGAGUCAAGCGGAUCUCCGGUCUCAUCUACGAGGAGACCCGCGGUGUGUUGAAGGUCUUCCUGGAGAACGUCAUCCGUGAUGCCGUCACCUACACCGAGCACGCCAAGAGGAAGACGGUGACCGCCAUGGAUGUGGUGUACGCUCUCAAGAGGCAGGGCCGCACCCUGUACGGCUUCGGAGGAUAAACCAGAAACUACUGCCUAGGACAACAACAAAGGCUCUUUUA